AGAAGUUUCCAUGACACAUCCCAAAUGAGAUGAUAUAAGACUUUGUUUUACAAUAACAAACUACGUUCUGUUUUCCGUCUUGCCGUUAACAAACUUCAGAAGAUAAUUCAUGGAUUACUCUAAAAUUCUCCGUUUCUAUUUCUUUGUUACAUUCAUGUGUUUUGCAACAAUAAAGGCACAAGGUAGUCCUACUUUCUUGUAUAAUGUUUGUUCCGGAAACAAAACCACAGCCAAUAGCACCUUCCAUGUCAAUCUUAUGACCCUCCUCUCUUCUUUGUCAUCAAAAUCCAUUAGCAACAUGGAAUUCUAUAGCACCACAGCCACUGCCAUAAACGCCUCUGACUCUGUUUAUGGAUUGUUCAUGUGCAGGGGGGAUGUAUCCUCCCAGCUUUGUCACGAAUGCGUGGGUAAUGCAACCCAAACACUAUUCUCUGAUACAGACUGCUCUUUGUCAAAUCGAGCGGUGAUUUGGUACGACGAGUGCAUGGUUCGAUACUCCAACAAUUCUUUCUUUUCCAUGGUUGCUACAAGCCCUGGUGUUUUCUUGAUGAACACGGCCAACGUCUCAAACCCAAAAAGUUUCAUGCCUUUAUUGUCUUCAACUAUGAAUGAAACUGCAGAAAAAGCAGCAAGUCUCCUUUCUAGUUACAGUAACAAGAUGUUUGCCACAAAUGAAUCAGAAGUUUCGAAAUUUCAGACUCUUUACUGUCUAGUUCAGUGCACGCCGGAUUUGUCGCCCAAUGAUUGCAGAACCUGUCUCAGUAGUGCUAUUGAGUAUCUUCCACAGUGUUGUGAUGGAAAGCAGGGUGGGAGAGUUCUGUUUCCUAGUUGCAAUAUUAGGUACGAACUUUAUCCUUUUUAUAGCUCAGUUAAUGCUUCCUCACCAAAUGCUCGUGUUCCAGAAACAAAUGAUUCCAAAGAAGAUGCAGGUUUUACACAAGAUCCAUUUUAUCUUGACUAUAAUUGCCCAGGUGGCAAGAGUACAAUCACUCAAAAAAACUUCAAAUUACUUCUCUCUUAUUUGUCUUCCAACGCCACAAGCAAUAAAUUUUCCUUAGUUAAAGUGGAAGACAAGGUGUACGGCCUAUUUAUGUGUCGAGGUGACCUCCCCCCUGGCCUCUGUGAAAGGUGCGUGAAAAACGCAACUGAUCGAAUAUACUCAAGUUGUCACUCAUCUCCAGAGGGUAUAAUUUGGUACAGUCACUGCUUGCUUCGCUACUCUAAUAGGAAUUUCUUCUCUGACAUGAAAACUAGUCCUAUGUAUCGCCAUAUUAAUACCACCACAUAUUCCUUCUCGGACCAAAAUUUGUUCACUAGUAAAUUAUCAAAUCAGUUAUCUCAACAAGCGAAUGAUACAGGAGACACUGUGGAGAGAUAUUUGACGAGGUCAUCAAAAUUGAAUGAUGUACAAACCUUGUAUACACUUGAACAAUGUACUCGGGAUUUGUCUGGUAGCCAAUGCUCUUCAUGUCUAAGUGAUAUAAUCAGUUCAUCAAUUCCGUGGUCAUUUUUGGGCAGUGUUGGAGGAAGAAUUAUAUAUCCUAGCUGCAAUCUCAGGUUUGAAUUGUUCCAAUUUUACGACGAUGUUGGUGAAGCUCAGUCGCCUGAGAGUCCUCCAUUAGGAAAUAAAGAGAAAUGGAGAAUUGUCGCCAUCGUUGUUGCUAUCAUUAUUUCGGUGAUACUCUUUUCUAUUGGCUACUAUUAUUUUCUGAGGAGAAAGGGAAGAAAGAGUCGUAGAACAAUUCUCCGAGAAAAUUUUGGGGAAGAAAGUGCCAGUUUGGAACCAAUGCGAUUCGACUGGGUGACAAUUCAGGCAGCAACUAACAACUUUUCUAAAGAUAAUUACAUUGGCAAAGGUGGAUUUGGAGAAGUUUACAAGGGUAUCCUUCAGGAUGGACGAGCAGUCGCUAUAAAGAGACUUUCAAUAAAUUCGAAACAAGGUGUUGAGGAGUUUAAGAACGAAGUUUUAUUGAUAGCUAAACUUCAACAUAGAAAUCUAGUAAUAUUUAUUGGAUUUUGUCUUGAGGAACACGAGAAAAUACUUAUUUAUGAAUUUGUGCCCAACAAGAGUCUUGAUUACUUUUUAUUCGAUUCUCAAUGCAAAAAGUUGUUAACUUGGGCUGAACGCUUCAACAUCAUUGGAGGAAUUGUUCGAGGAAUUCUUUAUAUGCAUGAACAUUCCAGACUCAAAGUUAUCCAUCGUGAUCUCAAACCUAGUAAUAUUCUUUUAGAUGAAAAUAUGAUUCCUAAAAUUUCUGAUUUUGGUUUAGCUCGAAUUGUUGAAAUAAGUCAAGAUGAAGGGACUACAAAUAGAAUUGUUGGGACAUAUGGUUAUAUGUCUCCGGAAUAUGGAAUGCUCGGACAAUUUUCUGAAAAAUCAGACAUUUAUAGUUUUGGAGUCAUGCUUUUAGAGAUUAUUGCAGGAAGAAAGAAUAUGAGUUCAUAUACACCCCACCAUGGUGCUGAAGGGGUUAAUGGGCUCUUGAAUUAUGUUUGGAGACAAUGGAAGGAUCAAACACCGUUGAGUAUAUUGGAUCCAAAUAUUAAAGACGAUUAUUCAAAAAUUGAAGUAACCAAAUGCAUUCAAAUUGGUCUAUUAUGUGUUCAACAUAACCCUGAUGCGAGACCUUCAAUGGUGACAAUUGUUUCUUAUCUUAGCAGUUAUUCGAUUGAAUUACCAACUCCACAAGAACCUAUAUUUUUCUCAAGUGGUAGAACUAAUUCAAAAUCAGAUGCCCAAGAAUCAAAUUCAGCUCAAUCUGCAAACAGUUCGUCUCUAUUCUCUAUGAAUGAAAUGUCUAUCACUAAUUUUAUUCCUAGAUAGUUAAUUUAAUUUGAUUUUAGCUGUAUUAUUGCUGUCAACAAAUUAUGUCUUCCCGCAUCAAUAUGACAUUGAAAAGGAUUGAGAAAACAUUGUAAAAUUUUUGUUGAGUUUAUAAUUUGUAUCGCGUUGGAGAUUAUUAACUAUUUGUUGAGUAUAUAUGUAUCUUGUUGGAGAUUAUAUAGCUAUUUGUUGAUUAUAGGCACCAUUGGCCAAUCUGUUUUAGCAA
Messenger RNA from Vicia villosa (hairy vetch), 3050 nucleotides. Its product is annotated as cysteine-rich receptor-like protein kinase 25. NCBI's taxonomy places the organism in Eukaryota, Viridiplantae, Streptophyta, Magnoliopsida, Fabales, Fabaceae. Bases 110 to 2824 code for a protein of 904 amino acids. The transcript is spliced from 7 exons. The record is from RefSeq and is a predicted model, not a curated record. Gene Ontology annotation, biological process: protein phosphorylation. Gene Ontology annotation, molecular function: ATP binding; protein kinase activity.